ACAGUGGCGCAGUUUCCAGUAAUACUUCUGUAGCAGUUUUCACACCCUGCGCCCUGCGGGAUUUCACUCUGAUCAUGUGAUUUCCUUUUUUGAAGUUAUGAAAGAAGUCGACAGAGACUCUCUUCCUCCCACAUGUGUGAGUCCACUGGUGAAGAAUGAGCUCCUCUAUCACCUACAUUAAAAAGCUGAUCAGGAAAGGAAGCCUUGCGGAUUCUUUUUCCAGACGAAAACCAGCUAACAAGAACUACUUAAAAAGCAAAGAGGGACAGAGACACACGGUAUUGCAAACUCAGAUAAAUCACCAGAGCCAUGACUCCAAAAGGGAAAGUAUCAUCGUGCCAAAGAAAGAAGGUGAAGCUUUCGGAUUUGAGAUCAGGACUUAUAAUGAGAAGAACAUUAACAGCAAUGAUGAGGACGUGUUCACGUGUGUUUGUUCAGUGAGGGAGAGCAGUCCAGCAGAGACAGCUGGUUUAAGGACAGGGGAUGUCAUUAUGAGUGUGAAUGGCAUAUGUGUAGAGGGCUUUGAACAUGAGCAGAUUGUUGACCUGAUUCAAACCUCCUGUCUUCUAAAGAUGGAGAUUCUGAGGGGGACUACAGUGAAACAAAAAGAGCUCCAAAAGAAAUUAAAUCACCUAGAGUGGCAGCUGAACGAAAAGUGGGCGGAGCUGCAGAUGCUUAUCGCACAGGAAGAGCGCCUCAUAAGAGGUAAUCUAAACAGAACACACUCUGACUCCUGCCCUUCCUCAGAGCAUCCCAUCCUUCCUAUCCCACUCUCUUAACCCUUUCGAAAUCAGGGCCCUGAGAGGGACCCUUAGGGGACAUUUUUUCCAAACUCUGCCUUCGGGAUUUUGGCAACUCAGUCCAGGACCGUGGCCGGUGCUGACUCUUGGGGAACAUCUCAGGUGACCAAAGAGUGUCCAAUCCUGGAUUACCCUUGCACCGUGAUAACCACCAAACCGAAUGGACUUCUAAGCACCUACAGCAGAAGCUACUUGAUUGUUCCUCACACCAGGAGGAGCAUGAGAGGCUUCAAAAGCCAGGCAUGUGAAUGUGUAAGAUAUAUGUCAGUGAUGGCAGUGCUGUUGUUUCCUUCACAGAAACAACUAGUUUGUAUUGUAAAUCAGUGCCUUUAUAUGUUCACAUGGAUGUUUUUAACUUAUCUAUUUAUAUGUAAGUACACAUGGUGUCUGUGUUUCCGUGUUACGUGUUUGUGUAUUUAUAUGUGUUAUGUGUUUGUCUAUUUAUAUGUUUAUUUAAGUCUAGACUAUUUAUUGUUUUUUAUACUCUACAUUCUCUACAUCUGUGACCUAAUAAAAAUGCUUAUCAUA
Colossoma macropomum (tambaqui) is the source of this 1328-nucleotide messenger RNA. Its product is annotated as cytohesin-interacting protein. Gene Ontology annotation, molecular function: protein binding. The transcript is spliced from 8 exons. The record is from RefSeq and is a predicted model, not a curated record. NCBI's taxonomy places the organism in Eukaryota, Metazoa, Chordata, Actinopteri, Characiformes, Serrasalmidae. The coding region runs from base 156 to 779 and encodes 207 amino acids.